Talpa occidentalis (Iberian mole) is the source of this 1291-nucleotide messenger RNA. RefSeq names its product ligand of ATE1 (gene LIAT1). The coding region runs from base 33 to 725 and encodes 230 amino acids. The record is from RefSeq and is a predicted model, not a curated record. The transcript is spliced from 2 exons. Gene Ontology annotation, biological process: protein arginylation. NCBI's taxonomy places the organism in Eukaryota, Metazoa, Chordata, Mammalia, Eulipotyphla, Talpidae.
GGGCGCAGGUCGCAGCCCCGCGGGCCGGGCGGAUGGACGGCCGCAGCGAGGCCCGGGCGCUAGGGUACAGUGAAGCCGGAGAGGAUGAGGACGAGAGCGAGGAGCCGGAGGGCAGCGCUGCGGCCUUGAAGGGGUCCAGACUGCCGCCUAUAGCGGGCAGCACCUCCCAGCUGACCCAACGGAAGGUGAAGAAGAAAAAGAAGAAGAAGAGCAAGGGGUCGGGCAAGGGGGACGAUAAACAUCAGAGCCGAGGCCUGAAGAAUCAGCAACUGUCUUCAUCCCUUCAUGACAUCUUAAGUGCCAGCAAAGAUCAUGACCCAGGGUCAGAGUACAGCCAGGAAAAGGGUGAAAACAAGCUCAUCCCUUCUUACUCCUCCCCUGGAAGUCUCACUGACUUGGCCGAAAUAGAAGAGAAGCUUUCAAACCAGAUCAAUGAAAGUCUGCGCUGGGAUGGCAUCCUGGCUGACCCGGAAGCAGAAAAAGAGAGGAUUCGCAUAUAUAAACUGAACCGAAGGAAGCGCUACCAGGUUUUCGCCCUCAAGGGCUUCCAUUCUGACCCCUGUGCCAAGGAGACCCCGGAGAACUUACUCUUCCUCUCAGAUAAAGACGGCAUUAUUAACAGCAGGCAGCCCUCAUUAAAAGCUGACCACCCCAGUCAAUACUUCACCGGAAACCUGACGGCCAAGCCCCUACACUCUGACUUAGCCACCACUCUGCCAGAGUAAAAAUCUGCCCACGACACUGACAAGCUCAUAAUUCAUCCUUAUCCCAAGUUUAUGUGUUUAAAAAUAAUAAUAAAAGGAAAUCAGGUCUACUUUUGAAGGAAGCAGAUGUCUGGCGUGUGGAUGAGGUCAACCUCUCCUUUCACCAAGAUGCACUUCAUUGCCCAGGAAAGCUACAAUUUACGAACAUAAGCAACGUAUUGAACAAAGUUCUUUCCAGAAUUUCCUUUUUCUUAAAGAAGCUGGCAUGUCUUAUUUAAUUUCUCAUCACAGAUGUCUAUAAUCUGGCACCCCAAAAGAGAAAGUAUAGAUUAUAUCAAUUCUAAAUCUUUACUUUCAGGGGUAAAACGCCUCACACAGCAUGUCUCUAUAGGUCCAAGGAAAAUACCUCAAAUAUCCUGGAGGCUUUUUUAAAAUAUAUUCCCUGCCCAUAUGUGGCCUUUAAACUACAUGGAUUUCAAAACUUCACCACUGGGAGGUUAUUAUGAGAAGUCGCAAAAGAAAUCUUGCUUCUCUUAUAAAUAUGGUCUUUCCUUAUCCCCAAGACAGCAUUGUUUUUUAAAGAUUUA